Messenger RNA from Struthio camelus australis, 408 nucleotides. Its product is annotated as probable histone H2B 3. Gene Ontology annotation, molecular function: protein heterodimerization activity. The record is from RefSeq and is a predicted model, not a curated record. Lineage: Eukaryota; Metazoa; Chordata; Aves; Struthioniformes; Struthionidae.
AUGGCUGCAGGUGGCAAGAGGCCGGAAAAAUCCCCGCGGAGGAAAAAACCAAAAGCCCAGAGGGCCAAGCCACCGGCGAAGCCCAGAAAGUCUCCGGCGGGCAGAUGCAAACCGGCUCUGAAGAGGUUAAGCUGCGAGGUGAAGAAGAGGUCCUGCAGCAGGUACAUCUCCCGGCUGAUGAACCGGCUGCGGCCGGGCCACGUGCACAUGUCGGCCAAGGCCAAGAGGUUGAUGAACUCUUCCAUGUGCAUCCUCUGCAAGGGGGUGGUCACCGAGGCUGACCGCCGCCGGCGCCAGCGCCGCGGGUCCUUCAUAGGUACCUCGGAAGUCCAGGCGGCUCUGGACAAGGUCAUGAAAGGCAAAGCCGGCGUGUACGUGGCCUCCACCAUCCCCAGCAGGUCGUCCUAG